AUGACUAAUCUACCCCUGGUGGAAAUUUAUUCGCAUGUACUAAUCAUACUAACCCUAUCUUGAUUAUACCGUGGUCCCGAGAAGUCUAAAAUUAUAUAUAAAAAGCGACACUACCUGCAACCAACAACAUUUUUCAUUUUCAUCUCCAACCUCUCUGUUACACUACUGCUCUCUGAUGCUCUCCGAAAUAUCAGAUUAAAUUUUUCCUCUGCUUUCGAUUUUUUUUGUAUUCGAGAUGGAGAGCACGGACUCGUCGACGGCGUCGCGGAAGCAGCAGCCUCAGCUGCCGCCAGGGUUUCGCUUCCACCCCACGGAUGAAGAGCUGGUGGUUCACUAUCUCAAAAAUAAAGUUGACGCGGCUCCUCUUCCCGCGGCGAUCAUAGCUGAAAUCGACCUCUACAAAUUUGAUCCUUGGGAACUCCCUGCUAAGGCAUGUUUUGGUGAACAAGAGUGGUACUUCUUUACCCCGAGAGAUAGGAAGUACCCAAACGGAGCGAGGCCGAACCGGGCCGCGACGUCAGGAUACUGGAAGGCCACCGGAACUGAUAAGCCAGUGUUGAGCGGCACUGGAAGUCAGAAAGUAGGGGUUAAAAAGGCACUGGUGUUUUAUGGUGGAAAGCCGCCGAAAGGGAUCAAAACUAACUGGGUCAUGCAUGAGUAUAGACUGAUUCCGGAUGAUCGUAACAAGUACAAGCCUGCUGCUGAUCAUUCUGAUAUUUUAGCCAAUAAGAAGGGAUCCUCGAGGCUCGAUGAUUGGGUCCUGUGUAGAAUCUACAAGAAGAAGAUGAAUCCGCAGAGGCCAAUUCUGGAUCACGAGAGCUGUGAAUCUCUGAAUGAGCUGAUGCUACCAUCAUUCGGGCAGUUACAGAGUCCUAACAAACUCCCAUCAUUAGGGCUUAAAGCCUCCACCACAUCCAACACUUACGGUUCAUUUCUCGAAAAUGACCAAACUAUGUUCGAAGGGAUGGUACCAGACCAUAAUACUCAUAUUCAAAACUCUCCCAUGAACAAUUCGCUCUCUUCCUUUCCUUCAAGCGCCGCGAAUCUCCUCUCCUUAAAACCUAGCUUCCUGGGUUCAAAUUUGUACUGGAACAGCCAAGAGGGCAUGACGAAUACAGAUGGUGGAGGUACUAAUUGUUCUUCGAGCUCGGGCAAGAGAUUUGUUACGGAGAGGGGAGAUCACGAAAAUGUGUCGUUUCCAAGUUUGUUGAUUCAGUUUCCGCAAAACUCUCAGGCUUCAAUGCAGCAGGCUUCAACGCUGGGAGGGAAUAUUGGUGAUCAACAAGGUGUUGUUAGACAACAUGAGCCACAAAGUAUGAUGAAUUGGUACUCUCAGAUAUAAAUAUCCAUGCUAUAUAUAUAGCUUAUUAGCGAGUAUACAUAUAUAUAUAUAGUAACUAUAAUUUGUAUGAUAAUUAGAAGCAAGUAUAUAUAUAUGAUACACUAUUUAUAAUUUGUAAUUGUGCGGCAUACUGAGAUUUCUGUACGUAGCAUUACAAGGAAUUCGACGAUGAUAUUGCCGUGGAAAACUGAUGUUGCAUAUCUACUUUGUUAGUGUUUGAAUGUAUUAGAAGGGAAGGGUUUUGAAAAUUUUAAUACAAAAAUU
Messenger RNA from Daucus carota subsp. sativus, 1606 nucleotides. RefSeq names its product NAC transcription factor 25. Gene Ontology annotation, biological process: system development; regulation of DNA-templated transcription. Gene Ontology annotation, molecular function: DNA binding. The transcript is spliced from 3 exons. The record is from RefSeq and is a predicted model, not a curated record. NCBI's taxonomy places the organism in Eukaryota, Viridiplantae, Streptophyta, Magnoliopsida, Apiales, Apiaceae. The coding region runs from base 236 to 1342 and encodes 368 amino acids.